Spirodela intermedia is the source of this 4364-nucleotide messenger RNA. NCBI's taxonomy places the organism in Eukaryota, Viridiplantae, Streptophyta, Magnoliopsida, Alismatales, Araceae. The record is from the annotation of a GenBank genome assembly.
AUGUUUGAAGUAUUUGUAAAGUUUAAGGCUUGGUGUGCCAAGGUAGAGAAUCAGACGGGGAGAAAGAUCAAAGUCUUACGGACUAACAAUGGUACAGAAUUUAAGAAUUCUAAAUUUGGUCAAUUUUGUAAUGAGCAUAACAUUCAACGUCAUUAUACGGUGAAGAAAACUCCGCAGCAAAAUGGUGUUGCUGAACGAAUGAACCACACGAUUAUUGAUAGAGUACGGUGUUUACGGUUAAAUGUCGACUUGUCCAAAAAAAAUUGGACAGAAGUUAUGAGUACGGUAAUUUAUUUGAUGACUAAAUCACUAAACUCUACUCUUUAUGAGAAGGUUGUUGAAGAGAUAUGAAUUGAAAAUCAUAUUGACUAUUCGAAUUUAUAUAUAUUUGGAUGUCUAUGAUAUGUUCUUACACCUACUAAUGAGAGAUUGAAGUUGGAUCCGAAGUCGAAGAAAUGUGAAGAAAGUAGAAGGUUUAAGAAUCUGAUAAUACUCAAGUUGUACACAUAGCAAGACUAGAGGUGGAGAUUGUGCAAAGUCCUAGUUCUGUUGUAAGUGAAGAUCGAGAUGUAGAAUCAUCAAAUGUUCCUCAUUAUAUUACCACUAGACGGAGUAGGCGUAAAGUAAUGCCUCUUACUCAUCUUGAUGAUUAUGUUACUUUUGUAUUAUUUACAAGAGAUGACCAGCCUAUAAUUUUUCAAGAGGCAAUUAAUUAUCUUAAAAAAGAGAAGUGGAUGUAGAUGAUGUUUGAGGAGCAAGCAUCUUUAGACAAGAACCACACUUGAGAAUGGAUAGAUCUUCUUAUAGAGAAAUGAGCUAUUAGGUGCAAAUAAGUGUACAAGAAGAAGUCAUCAAUGAUUGAUGAUAAUCAGCCUCAAUACAAGGCAAGACUUAUUGCAAAAGACUUUACACAGAAGUAGAGAAUUGAUUACAUAGAAAUGUUUUUACCUGUUGUGAAGCACACGUUUAUUCGCUUGAUAUUAGUCAUUGUCGCACAUAAAAAUACGAAGCUUGAGUAGUUAGAUGUGAAGACGAAAUUCUUUCAUGGAGAUUUAGAAGAGACUAUUUACAUACAACAGUUAGAGAGUUUCAUUGUGUAGGGGUUAGAAUGUCUUAUUUGUCAACUGAAGAAGUCUCUUUAUGGUGUGAAGUAUAUAUCAAGGUAAUAGUAUAAGAAGUUUGACUCUUAUAUGUUGAAGAUUGACUUUACAAUGUGUGAUUUCAACUAUUGUAUUUAUAUGAGGACUUGUGAUGAUGGUUUUCUGAUUAUUUUGAUGCUCUAUGUUGAUGAUAUACUCACUACUUCGAAUAACUAUGGUUGACUCAAAGGAGUUAUUUUUCGAAUGUGGUGAAUUUGUUUGGCAUGAGUAAUGUUAAAAUAUUGAUCACUCUUCUAGCUAGUCAUUUCAAAUUAUCUAUUACUCAGUGUUUGACAUAUGAAAAAGAUAUUACUGAGAUGAAACGAAUUCCUUAUAUUAGUGUAGUUAGUUCUUUCAUGUAUGUUAUAGUCUGUAUCAAAUUAAAUAUUGUUCAUGUAGUUGGGCUCAUGAGUAAGUUUAUAAACAAUCUAAGAAAGGAGCAUUGAAGUGUAGUGAAGUAGAUUCUCUGAUAUCUAAAGGAUUCUUUAGAUUUCGAAAUCCAUUUUAACUGGCAAAGUUGUCUUUCUAUUGUUGGUUUUAUUGAUAUAAAUUUUAUCAAGAAUUUAGAUCAUCAAAGAUCUACGAUGAUAUAUAUUUUUACCAUGACUGGUGGAUGUGUCAACUGAAAGUCUACACUUCAUACUACUGUUACAUUAUCUACAAUUGAGGCAGAGUACAUGACAACUACUGAAGCGACCAAGGAGGUCGUGUGAUUGAAAGGAUUAUUAAGCAAACUUGAGAUCUAACAAGGUGAAGUUUUUUUACAUUGUGACAGUCAAAGUAUUAUUUGCUUAGCAAAGAAUUAGGUCUAUCAUGCACGAUCUAAAUAUAUUAAUAUGUGGUAUCAUAAGAUCUAUGAGUUGGUGGAUUCUAAAGAUAUCUCUCUAGAAAAGAUUCACACGAAGGAGAAUGUUGUGGAUAUGUUGACAAAAGUUGUCAUAUUGAAUAAGUUCAAAUAUUAUUUGAAUUUGAUUCAUGUUAUAGAUAUCUUAUAGAAGGUGGAGAACUUGCAGUAUAGACGAACAUUAACUCCGGAUGCAAUGAUGAUGGCUGUCAAGGUAGAGUUUGUUGGUGGUGUCAGUCCAUCAUGGCUACCCAUUCGAGAGAUGUACGAGAGAAGCUCUCCCAUCUCAACUAUUUGAGAGGUGUAAGAGAGCUCUCCCAUCUAACUCGCUCGAAAGGCAUGUGAAGAGUAAGGAGGUGGUGACAUAGUGGUCACGUCGACCCUUAUGACCUGUUAUGAGGGUCAUGUAGAGAGAAAGAAUGAGGGUGGUUGUAGCCGUUAUAUUUGAUAUGUAUAGGCAUAACUACAUGUAAAUCGAGAUGCUUCUUUUUAGAGAGUAAUUAUAUUUUUCUAUUUUUUAUAAAUAGGACAUAUAUUUCCUCUUCUUUGAUUAUGAUGGAUGACUAUUUCUCUCUUGAGUCUAUUCUUUUUCUCUAUCAACUCUAUUCCUUUUCUUGAUAUCUUCUCUUUCGUCUAUUACAAGUGAAGUCUUUAUAGAAGGAAAUAAGAGUUCAUUAUUGACUCUCUAGUGUGUGAGUCAUCUCGAGGGCAUCGAGACGUGAAUUAGAAGUACUUAGUGAAAGUCUUGUUCUCAUUGAUAUUUAGAAAUUGAGUUUUCAUUGUUAUUGAGAUUCUAUACUUACAUAUUUUCUCUUACAUACUUUGUUGCGCAUCUAUUGGCUCCUUCUUGUCCUUCUCUGUCAACAUCUGAGCUAGUCUUCAAGCGCCCUUUCUACGCCAACUUCCUUUGCUUCUGCUUCAAGAGCUUUGAUGUAGUCGUCUGGUCAUCUGUGGCAAGGUGCGUGCUGCUUCUCCUGUUCUACAGAUGCGAAACAUAAGAGGCUCUGCCGAUUCUUGUCCUCACUGAUAACUUAAUGGGUGUUCCUCUUCCCAGGUGGAACCUGAUGGGCAUCAUUGAGUGUGUCAUGGGGGGCCUGGCAGACCGCCUCCUCUUCAUCUGGGUGAGCCCUGGCCCUGCCGAUAGAGUCGAACUCUCCCUCUGUGCCACUGGAAGGCUGAGUGUUCUCUCUCUCUCUCUCUCUCUGUGGCGCCGCAGGAUUAGAGCAACUGCACGGACACGGGGUUCAAGACGUUGGAGAGGGGCGAAAAGCCCCUGUUCUUAAAUGAGCUGAGGAAGCUUUGGGAUGAGCGACGGAGCUUCUCUGAAAAGAACACCCUGCUCGUCGACUACAAGCCUCUGCUCAACCCGGUGAGCAGCCGCACGCUCUCUCUUCACCUCUCCUCCGGCCGACUUAUGGCAAGCGCUGACUCGAUCUCCUCCUGCAGCCCAACACCGGCAUAUUUCCCAGCCCCUACGACGUGAGCCAAACCGAGGACGCCGAACUAGGCGAGUUCCUUCUCUCCCCUCACCUUCUCGUAUGUGCUUCCUCGCUCCAUUUCUCGUGACCCUAGUUCACCCCUCGUGCGCUGCAGGACCAGACGGGGAAAUGAGGACCUUUCUUGAAGGCCUAGCUGCGGCGGAAACGGAGGUGCCAUCCUACGUCGCCUCUCACCGUCUUGGGCAGGAACCCAUCACCGCAGUGCACCCCGACUGGAAGUUCUACUCCCGUGUGCUCCGUUCGGCUGGCGCGAGCUCCACCCGGCCCUCGGCGGAGCCUCCGACGCGCCGUAAAACGGGAAACGUCCGCGCGUCCCCUCGGAGCAAAACUUAGUUUCAUGGGCUUAGCUAUCUUUUGCGCAGUGUAUUCUCCCUAAUCUCGUGCAAGCAACUACUCGUCUAUAAGGUGUGUGUUUCUUCAUACUAUGUCUCUCUUUCUCCCUAUUACUCAUCGUAGAUGCAUGCUGCAUUGUCCUGAACAACUGGUAUCAAAGCCUUUGAUUCUAUAAUACUUGUUCUUGGUGUGCUUCAAGAAGAUCCAAUACUUUCUAUGCGUUUGGCUUGAACCAAGGUGACAUGAAAUCAAGAAGAUUGAUCCAACUUGAUAGCUAGAUAAGAUGAUAAAAUUUGAGAUCCAAAGACCUCGUGGCAUUUUUGUUAGUGGAUUGCAGGAAUGUUGUGGAACUUUGCUAAAAGGGUUUAAUGGAUGUCAUUUUAAGUGGAUUUUUUUUUUUUGAGUUGGACCAUUUUGGUUACCAAAAUAUUGCUCAAUCAUAAUUAUAUUUUACCAAAAUAGUGGGAGUAAGAUUAAAAAGAGGGAUUCCAUAAUGUGGGAGACUAUAAUCUGAAUAAAAUAAUUCAUUACUCCACUAAUUAUACAUGA